AUGGCACUACUUUUCAACUUACAGUUUUCUCGUUGGACUUUUUACAAACACCUUUCGCCGCGUAAAUAUACAACGCUCUGUCAGCACAAUUCCACCGCCAAUUUAUCCCAUUUCGUAACCCUAACUUCCCGCCAGAAAGACCAGAUUCAUCUCUACGUCGAUACACUUCUUCAAUGGAACAAGCGCAUGAAUCUAUCCGCAGUAAAAGAAGUAAAUGAAGUCAUGGAAAGACACAUCGAGGAUUCCCUUGCGAUUUUGCCUCCGUUAAGCGAUAAUUAUAUCAGUCACUGCAGCAAUUCCAUCGAUAAGCUCAAACUCGUGGAUGUUGGAACUGGUGCAGGUCUUCCUGGAGUAGUUUUGGCUAUAGCUCGACCAGAUUGGGAUGUAACGCUGAUGGAGUCUAUGAACAAGCGGUGCGUCUUCUUGGAGCACGUUGUUGGUGUUAUAGGUUCCACCAAUGUUCAAAUUGUAAGAGGAAGAGCAGAGAGUUUGGGGCAGGAUCUUUGCUUCAGAGAGAAAUUUGACAUAGCAGUAGCCAGGGCAGUUGCAGAGACGAGAAUAUUAGCUGAGUAUUGUCUUCCGUUGGUUCGUGUUGGGGGAAUGUUCAUUGCUGCCAAGGGUCAUGAUCCUGAGGGUGAAGUUAAAAAAGCUGAAAGCGCCAUCAAGAAAAUGGGCGCAUCAUUAUUGCAAGUAUGCUCAGUGGAAUCGCAAAGCCCAUAUGGUCAGCGUACUGCCGUCAUAUGUCUAAAGGAUCGGCACACCCCAAUGAAAUAUCCCCGUGCUCCUGGUACACCAACCAAAGAACCAUUGUAA
Molecule: messenger RNA, 813 nt
Organism: Lathyrus sativus (Indian pea)
Lineage: Eukaryota; Viridiplantae; Streptophyta; Magnoliopsida; Fabales; Fabaceae
Source: the annotation of a GenBank genome assembly